AUGCAGGUAGAAGACAAAAUUGCGCUCAUCACAGGAUGAGCUAGAGGAAUAGGCUUCGCCUACGCGACGGAACUACUACGAAAUGGAGCUGCGCAUGUCGCCAUUCUGGAUUUGGCAACGUCUCGAGGUCUAGAAUCGGCGAAUAAAUUGAACGCCAAAUUUGGUGAUGGUCGAGCUAUCUUCAUCGUCUGCGACGUGACGAAGGACAUCGAAUUCAAAGCUGCGUUCGUCAAAGUCACCGAGGAACUGGGUGGACUCGAUAUUGUGAUCAACAACGCUGGUAUAGCGAAUGAAACCCAAUAUGAGCUUACGAUUAACAUCAAUCUAGUAAGUAUUCCAUUUAACGUCGGAUGUGACCGACAGUAA
Diprion similis is the source of this 366-nucleotide messenger RNA. RefSeq names its product 15-hydroxyprostaglandin dehydrogenase [NAD(+)]-like. NCBI's taxonomy places the organism in Eukaryota, Metazoa, Arthropoda, Insecta, Hymenoptera, Diprionidae. Gene Ontology annotation, cellular component: cytoplasm. The record is from RefSeq and is a predicted model, not a curated record. The transcript has 3 exons. Gene Ontology annotation, molecular function: oxidoreductase activity, acting on the CH-OH group of donors, NAD or NADP as acceptor.